Penicillium lagena is the source of this 207-nucleotide messenger RNA. RefSeq lists its product as uncharacterized. NCBI's taxonomy places the organism in Eukaryota, Fungi, Ascomycota, Eurotiomycetes, Eurotiales, Aspergillaceae. The coding region runs from base 1 to 207 and encodes 68 amino acids. The transcript has a single exon. The record is from RefSeq and is a predicted model, not a curated record.
AUGAUAAUCUGCGGCACCUCCCCGGGUCAACCCCUGGCGCCACGUCUAACUGUCCCGCUGCGACAGGGGGCCAAGGACACGGACCUGGGUACCUUGGGAUACAUCUCGCCCCAUAGUAUUUUUAGGUACUCCGGGGUCACUGCUUUGUAUCGGCGCCCAGAAAAGUGUCAGCCUAAAAAGGCUCUAAAAGACUUGGCUUCUGUUUAG